This is a messenger RNA of Saccostrea cuccullata (small rock oyster), 3618 nucleotides long. RefSeq names its product protein phosphatase 1 regulatory subunit 12A-like. Gene Ontology annotation, molecular function: NF-kappaB binding. The record is from RefSeq and is a predicted model, not a curated record. Gene Ontology annotation, cellular component: cytosol. Lineage: Eukaryota; Metazoa; Mollusca; Bivalvia; Ostreida; Ostreidae. Bases 224 to 2635 code for a protein of 803 amino acids. Gene Ontology annotation, biological process: cellular response to tumor necrosis factor. The transcript has 6 exons.
AGAAAAUAGAAUUUUGUAACGAUACAUGGGAAUUCCCCGUAUGUUAGAAAGCACGCAAAACUAUUGGUUGUUUCGUACCUCGUGACUAGGGACUUUCCCAAUAUGCAAUUUUUCAUGGAGGUGUAAUGGAAAGAACUACGACACGAGAAAAUACUUGGAAUUUUAGAAAACUGUUUGAAAGUAUACCGUGUGUUUCUGAUCCCCAUCGUUUUCAUGGGGGAGAAUGACGAUUGUGGACACCAAUAAUGCUAAUAACAACGUCGAUAACAUGAGUAAGAGGGCUAAAACAAAACCAAAAGUAAGAGCGAGUGUAGGGUCUGAGAUGACGCGGAAAAAUGUCGACGACAAGGAGAGCGCCGACCGCAUUGCUGCUGCGGAGGCCAUGUCAUGUCUGUCGUCAACGCCGUUCAUACUGCCAUCUUCAGAAACAAUUUCCAAGGCUAUGGCGGGCCAAAGUGUUAAACCGGAUCCAUCUGUAAACAACGACGAACUAGUGCACGCAUCCACGUCUGUUUCCAAGAGGGGGAAAUCCAGAAAUCGUGGUCGCGGGGGUAAGCGUUCUCCUUCAAAACAAACCCAUACAAAUACUUCACUCGAAAGUAAUACUGCUGUAACUCAGAGAAAUGCAGUGGCAUCAGUUGCUGAGAUCUCCAAAACUAAAUCAGUACCUCAAAGUACAGUUGUCACGUUAAAUACAAGUACUAGUACAUCAAUAUCACAUGCAUCAUUAAUAGCACAACAAUUAAGCAAUCUCGUUAAGAUGCAGAAAGAAAAACAAGAGAAUUCUAUGCCAUCACAUUCCAAUAUCAAGUUUUCCCUUCAGCAAAUGUUGGAGCUAAAAAAGGCCCAAGGCCACGAACAGUCGCAAACAUCAAAUAAUGCAGUUCUAAAACUCCCUUUAACUGUGUCAACAACUGAUUCAAGCCUUGCGCGUGAAGCAGGUAGUCCUAAUUCUAUUAUAAGCAAUGAAAGUAUAGAAUUGCCUCAAACGACUGUGGAUCACAUUUUGAACCCAAAUAAAUAUGACACGCCGGAGGCAUCGUUACCCCUGAAGAAGAGGCGGCUACAGACGUACAAAGAUGGGGAGGUACCCCAGAAAGACAGUACUUCCCCCUCCCAGUCAGUGGUGGAUCUGACCACAGAUAAAGAAGACAAAUCUAAACAACAGCAGGUCUACAGGAAAUGCAUUGUGUAUGUUCAUCAGUAUAAAAAAAAAUCCUAUUAUGUUUUAUUGCAAAUAUUUUGUUCUUGUAGGCCUUUGCAUAUUGCUGUGGCUCAGGAAAACACUGUAAUGGUCCAAAAAUUUGUCCACUUAAUGACCAUAUCCGGCAAGAGUGUGGACAAGUAUAACAAAUCACAGCAGACCCCCCUUCACAUUGCCAUUGAGUUACAGUUUGACCAGGCUGUGUCGGUCCUCCUAAUGGCAGGAGCUAAUCCUUCGCUGGUCAACAAACAGGGGGACAGCUCCAUACACCUAGCCAUCAAACACAACACCAUCAACAGUCUGGCCAUGAUGCUCAUCAAAAGUCAACACAAGACAGAUAUCAAUGCCAGGAACUUUGAAGGUUUAGCACCGCUUCAUCUGGCUGUCAUAAGGAAUCAGAUAGAAAUGGUGAAGGUCCUGAUAAGGUGUGGUGCUGAUAUCAACAUUCAGGAUGGUAAAAGCGGAAGGACUCCAUUGUUCCAUGCUGUAGAAGGGAAUCAGCUAAAAUUAGUGCUGUUGUUCCGACAGUGCAAUGCCAAUCUAGAACUGACAAACUAUGCAGGUAUCACUGCUUUAAUGGCUGCCCAGGCCAAAGGCUUCUCGGAGGCUAGCUCUAUUCUAAUGGUGGGACUGGACCCCAAGGCCAUAAUAGAACACAAAGAGAAAGAGAAGUUGAUGAUGCCAAAUAAAAAGAUGCCGAUCCCUAGGAUACCAAGUAAAGCUCAUCUGAUUGUGAGUGGAAUUCAGAGAGGUGUUAAAAAAGAAAACAAUGAUAGUGAAAAUGAAACUAGUUUAUCAAAUACUACUGAAGAGACUCAGAAUGAUGCUAAACCUAAGUUAGAGGGGGGAGGAGCUAAUCAGACACUGCCUGAAUAUAUUGAAAGAGAGCAGAGAAUGGUGAUAGAAAUGAAGAAAGACAUGUCAUCUAUAAAGUCAGUUCCAAUGGAAGUUGAUGGGAGAGAAGUUGUGGAGGAUGGAAUAAAGCAGAUACCUCCUCAAUUAACAAUGAACAUUCCCAUUAAAAAGGACAAACCAAAGCGUAACAAACAGAACAAGAUGCUUUCUAAAAGUGAAAACAUCCAGGGCGGGGAUCAACAGACAACCUCCUCUAUUGUAGUGCAUCCGUCAGACCCACAGAAAGAGACUGUAGAUUCUGUAGUAGAGGUUCAAUUGAUGAUGUCCACUGCUGACCCAGUGGUGAAUACUGCCAGGUCGAUACCUGUAAGUAAUGGUCCAAUCAAAUCUGCUGUUACAACAGAGAAUGUAACCAGCAUCAACGCUAGGACAGCCUCUUUAUUGGCAGCACACCUAAAAAGUGUGAAAAAUUCACUGACUAAGCAAAGCUCCUCCUACCCACUUAACCUCUCCUCUAAUGGAAAAGAAGCGGGAAGUUUGGAAAAAUCAGAUAGCAUGGUGUCCAAUGGAUCAUAGCAUUUUGUAUAAUAUUUAAUUAUUAAUUUUAUAUUGAUUGUUUGUAAUUUUGGGAAUUUGCAGAAUCAGCUUUUUGUGCUGAAUAACAAUGUACUAUUUUGUCACUGACAGCUUUUGAUUACUCUCACUUUUUUUAAAAUGGUAAGAAAUCACCCUCAUUUUAUAAAAUAUUUUGAAUCAAAAUAAGAAUUGAAAUAAAAAAUUCAAUAUAACUGUGAACCAUAUUAUUAAAAAAUGUAUAAGUUCUUCAGUUACAUAUUUUAAAGAUAUUAUGAAGCAUUAUCUUAUCGAUAAAGCACAUUCAUAAUCAUGAUCUUUGCAUGUUCAAUUUUUUUUUUAUGUAAACCCCUUUGAGAAAUUCUGUAGUAAAAGUAAUUAAGUAUGCAAUAGGUUUUGAAUUUUGGGAAUUGAAUAGACUUGACAUAAUUCACUAGAUUAGUGGCUAAUUCUGAAUACACUCUAAAUACCUAACUCUCUAUUUAAAAUGCCAUGUAAGGGUUUAUGCAUUAAAGUUACUUAAAAAAGCAUUUUAAACUCCAAAAAUCCCUGAAAUAUUCAUGAUCGACAAGUUUUAUUUUCCAGAUUCGGAAAACAUAUUCAUUUAUGUUGUGAAACAUCUUCUAUGAUUGAUGAUUUCAUUUCAGCAUCUUGAAGAGAGAUAUAUAUUUUGUUUUGCUUUCAAUAAUUGACUGUACAUAGGUUGUAGAUUCUAAUGGGCAUUACUGGUCAUAAAGAAACCUCACAGGCUUAUAAUGUUAAGUGUAUUUCUUCCUAUAUCUAUAGGCAUGCAUUUAGCUAGAAUAACAAGGUAUAUUUAAAUGUAGAUUUUUAUAUUAAAAUAAGAAUUUGGCUGAAUGAUACUGCCAGUGUUUGUAUGAAAUUUGCAUUCUUUAAAAUUUAAUUUUUUGUAUAGUUUGUUAUUUUUAUGUGUACAAAUGUUACAUGUUCAAACAGUCUUCACUAUUAAAUUAUGUUACAUUGUA